AUGGGCGAUAUUCCCAAGAUGCUCCGUGAGGGCGGCCAUUCAAACCGGAAUAAAGUUGAAGAACAGAAAAUGGCCGCGCCGGGAGCGCCGCAACGAGAAGGUGAGGCUGCAGCGCCGCCCGGGUGCGAUUUUUCCUUUCGGGGCGUCUUAGGGUCCCCUUGGGCUAGGCUUCCUUCCACUCCUCGGGCCUCUUCCCCUCCUUCGCGGUCAGAUGACCAGCCGCACUAUCUCUCCCUCCUCUUCGUCUCUCUUGCAGCCGGCCCGCCGAGGCCCGCCGAGACCGGCCUAGAGCUUCGUGAGGCCCCCAGCGUCGCUGUGACUGUGGAGCUGGCGGCCCCGCCCGUGGCUCCAGCUCCCGGGGGCGCCUUCUCGUUGUCUGUGGUCUUCCCCGGCUCGGUCACCCGGGAGGGCUGCUUCCGGUUCACCUGCGAGUUCUUAAAGCACGUCCUGUACCAGAGGCAGCAGCUGCCCUUGCCUUACGAGCAGCUCGCCUGCUUCUACCGGAGGCAGCUGCCGAGGCCUCCCGGCCAGGAAGAAGACAUGGCCAGGAAGGUCUAUCCAAAAGAUCAGGAUAGCAAAAGGUGCCAGCAAGUGCUGAGUGAUCUUGAUAGUGUUUUCCGGCAUUUGGAAAUCAUGUUCAAUUUGACACUGGUCCCACGAGUACUUAUUUUGCUUGGAGGUACAGCUGUCAGCCCCAAAGAACUCUAUGAGAUCAACUUACAAGGUAUAUCCGUGAGCGGCACUGAAGAAAGUUUGCAGACCUCAGCCUGUGUUCGCAAGCUGUUCCAUUCUCUCUUCAUGGCAGAUGUGUUCAGUGAGCUUCAGGCUAUUUCCACCAUGGGUGUUGUUGUUAUGGCUCAAGGGCAUCGCAACUGUGGUAUUGACUGGUUCAGACCCAAACUAAAUUACAAAGUGCCAACUCGAGGGAGGAAGCUGACUGUCAACUUAUCAUGCAGUCACGGAAAUAGUACAGUCCUUUCUGCCCGCCAAGAAAUAAACUCUGCCUGGGAUGAUUAUAUAUGGUUUCAAGCCCCAGUAAUAGUCAAAGGCUUUAAUUAUUUUUCUUGAUAAAUCCUUAAGGAAAAAUUCUUAACUAGCUACGCUAAUGUUGCUUUGUCAUUAUAUAUCUGUUCCAUUGCAAAGAAAAGUCGCCUUUGUUUGAAUUUCUUCUCCUUUCAGAAAUAAUACUGAGCUCUGCAGUACAGAGCACAUGCAUCUGUGAUGAUAGAAAGUACCUCUGGAAAACUGAUUCAAUGUACUGCCAAAGCAUUACACAACCUGUAUUCUGUCCUGCACAUUUUGUAUAAAAGGAUACUUGAAAUACCUGCUCCAGUAUAGGAGUACCUGACACAAUGUUGAAUUCCAGUUGACUGUAUGCACCUGUGCAAAUUUGAUGAAUUCCAGUAAUUUUUCAGAAAUAUGGUGAAAGCCACAUAAAUUGCUUUUUUAUAUAGAGAAAAUUGUCUAAGGCAGGGUUUCUCAACUGUGGCAACUUUAAGAUGGGUGGAUUUCAACUCCCAGAAUUCCCUAGCCAGCAUAUGCUGGCUGGGGGAUUCUGGGAGUUGAAGUCCACCCAUCUUAAAGUUGCCAAGGUUGAGAAGCAGCGGCCUAAGGAUUGGUUGUAGUUCAGAAUAUAGUUGCCCUCCUGUAUGGAGGGAUAAUGGCUAUUUAAAGUCAAUACUCCCUACAGCAGAAGUAUUAUUGUGACACUUUUAGAUACAUUCCUAUCUCAAGCUGCAAUUCAGAGUGAUGAUCUCUAAAUUGACAGCUGUGGUUAAAAUUAUUUAAAUGCUUAUAAGAAUGUGUGAAUUAUCUGACCAGUUUUCUUCAACAUAUUCACUUCUGGAAUGUUGACCUCCCUCUGAUUUUGAUUAAUAGAGCUUAACAUCCUAAAGUUACCCAUUACAGUAUGGAAAUGGAAGUUGUGUAUAAUUGUUGUUAUAAAUUCAUUUUAAGAUUGCAAAAUUUGGUUUUUAUUUCCUGUUCAGUUCUGUUUUCCAACACUAUCAGAAGUAAUGAGGCAAGUGAAAAAAAGAAACCUUACUCCCCUAUCAUAUUCAGGUUGUAUGAAGACAGGGGACAGAAUAAUUUUGGGGAAUCAUUAUGGGAAGGUACAAUCUAAUUCCAGACAACAAAUAUCUAAUUUCAUACUGAAAGGAGCCUGAUGAAGGAAGACAGUUGGAAGAAUACAGUAAUCCUGAAAAUGGAUACAUUUGUUAACCAGUUCUGAGGCACAGAAAGAUGUACUGUAAUGGUAUCUGGAGAUGGUAAAUGGUGCUCCUUUCUAUGAUAGAGAUUUUUGCAGCAGCCUUAAAUGUUUUCACACUAGAGUACAGAUCUGUGGGAGAGGAAGCAAUGGCCAAACGCUCCCUGGGAUUGUGGCAUUUAAAUAACAAGCACGCUGUUUAAGGUGCUUUAUUGUAUCUACACUAUAAAGGAUUGUCUUCCUUUAUGCCAUUGUGUACUGUACUGUAAAUGGACCAAUCUGAAGACAUUAUUAUGUGUUCAAAUACUUCCUUGCUUAGAGAGAAAAACAAUAUGCUGAAGAGAAAAUAACCAUAUCUAGAAGCAUUUUUAAAAAGUGAAAUUCAACCUUUUUCCCAGGUAUUAGUCAAAAGCAUUAGUCAAUUUGGAAACUGUAUAAAAUGAUCC
This is a messenger RNA of Candoia aspera, 2652 nucleotides long. It is a transcript of the gene MAD2L1BP, whose product is annotated as MAD2L1 binding protein. Gene Ontology annotation, biological process: regulation of exit from mitosis. NCBI's taxonomy places the organism in Eukaryota, Metazoa, Chordata, Lepidosauria, Squamata, Candoiidae. Gene Ontology annotation, cellular component: nucleus. Bases 1 to 1068 code for a protein of 355 amino acids. The transcript has 2 exons. The record is from RefSeq and is a predicted model, not a curated record.